Ostrea edulis (European flat oyster) is the source of this 4004-nucleotide messenger RNA. Its product is annotated as antiviral innate immune response receptor RIG-I-like. The coding region runs from base 171 to 2642 and encodes 823 amino acids. Gene Ontology annotation, cellular component: cytoplasm. Gene Ontology annotation, molecular function: DNA binding; ATP binding; hydrolase activity. The transcript has 13 exons. Lineage: Eukaryota; Metazoa; Mollusca; Bivalvia; Ostreida; Ostreidae. The record is from RefSeq and is a predicted model, not a curated record.
ACAUAAUGAAGAAUAGCGUGAACAAACCGAACAUGUACAAACUUUUAGAACACAACUGUAGUUUGUUUUGGAUUUUCAGAAACCGGUAAUUCGUUGAAUCGAAAACGAAAGUAGGAUCGAUAUAGGGAGAGACGGGAAGGCAUGUAGAGAAAACACUGUGCAGUAAAUCCAUGCAGAGUAAUUCUAAAAUGGACGAGGAACACACAGGACAGAAUUUACCAGUACACUCACCGAUGGCUAACGCCAUUCUUUUAUAUGACAGAAAUGACGAAGACGUCCAAAAUCACUUUAUUGAAGAUCAGAUAGAGAAUCUUUCACUAGAACCUGAUCAAAUUCCUUCCUUGGAACCGAAAACAUGGAAAGAUUCCGUACAUGUGGCUAGCGGCACAAUACUACGAAAUGCAAGUGCACAACCAAGUAAAUAUGCUUAUUCCGAAAGCAAGGCAUACGAGGAUAAAGAUACAGUCGAGUGGAAACCCUUUAGAUAUGGCGUAUCAAAGACUGAGAGCAGGACGGAUGUUCCAAAGAAGAAACUAGUAUUAAGAGAGUAUCAACAUGAACAAGCAGAAAAACCUCUACGAGGAGAAAAUUGUAUAAUUGUCUCUCCUACCGGUAGUGGCAAAACGUGCGUCGCCAUCAGAAUAAUACAGGAUCAUCUAGAAAGAAAAAGGAAAAUGAAGAAAAUGGUGUUUGUCGUGGAUAAGAACAAUCUGGCAAAUCAGCAGGCAGAGAAAAUUGAGGAGUAUCUACAGUGUUCAGUUAAAGUAAUAUCUGGCGAUAUCCAAAGAGAAGAGGAAUGUGUUCAAGAUAUGGCAUCGCUUCUGCCUCACUAUGACGUUUUUGUGAUCACAGCGCAAAUGUUAGUCAAUGCUCUGACGAAGCAGAACGUCAACAUGAAAUUUUUCUCUUUGCUUAUAUUUGACGAAUGUCAUCACUGUUGUGGAAGUCACCCAUUUCAACAGGUUAUGAAUCAUUAUAUGGAUAUCAAAUUGGAAGGAGAUGAAAGCCAGCUUCCACAGAUCAUUGGUUUCACAGCCUCACUAGGACUCGCAAAAGUCAAUACUCUUGAAAAAGCCACUGAAAAUGUGAUGACAACUAUGGCAAACAUGGAUGCCGAUUACUUGGUGACAGUACAGAGGAACAAAAGCGAUUUGGCUAAGCAUGUGAAUAAUCCGAAUCAAUUUAUCACGAAUGUACCUGUUCGAAAGAAGAAUGAGUUUGGAACACUAAUCAAAAUCAUUAUGACUAGAACUGAAAAAUACUUGGAGCUCAACAGGGUUGGUAUGGUAGGUAUAGGAAUUAUACGUCCCCCAGCAACCAGAGGAAACGGGCAAUAUACGCAAUGGCUUGAAAACGGCCUUUUGAAAGCAUUGGCAACAUUCUCUGACUCGGAUGCUACUCGCUCACUGUACACCAUUAAGAACUAUUUAGAGAUUUACAAUAAUGCCCUUGUCCUCCUACAACAUGCAAGAGCAAUUGAUGCACUAAACUACAUAAAAGAUGAAAUUCAAAAGCAUCCAAAAACAUCAAAUUACACAGGGAUAGAGCAAAAAAUAAAGUUAUUACUUGAAGAGGAAUAUACAACGUUAGAGGCAUGUGCACUAGACCAUGAAAGGACCUCAGAAAACCCUCUUCUACUGAAGUUGAAAGAAAUCAUAUUAACUAUGCAUGCAGAAGAACCCAAUAUGAGAGGAAUAGUGUUUGUACGAACACGUAUUCUUGCUGAAGUCAUUGCUUCUUGGAUUGAGAGUACAACGGAAUUACAGCACAUAAAAGCACUAAAAUAUACGGGUGCAAAAGCUCAAAUUUCAGAAGGAGGGAUGACGAGAUACGAACAGAUGGACGCUCUGGAGCUCUUUAGAGAGGGUCAAUUCAAAAUCAUUGUUGCUACCACAAUUGCAGAAGAAGGACUAGACGUCAAAGAGUGUAAUCUUGUUGUAAGAUAUGAUUAUGCUGGAACUCCAAUUGCACUGGUACAAGCUAGAGGUCGUGGUCGAGCAGAAAAUAGUCGUUUCUACAUUCUGGCGUCCGAAGAUAAAUGUGUUGCUGAAAAAGAACUGAUAAAUACCUUAAAAGAGCCUAUGAUGGAGGAAGCCAUGAAAAGGGUACAACAAAAGGUCGAUCAUAACAAUAGUACAUUCUGUGUCCAAAAACGACGACUCCAAGAGCUGGCCAAAAGAGACCGAGAUCUAGCAAUACUAAAUCAGAGCACGACGAGAAUAAUUAAAACUGGGCAGUACUAUUUAAGGUGUUUGAAAUGCAACACUUUUUUGUGUAUGUCAAACGAAAUCAGAAGGAUAUUGAAUUGUCAUCAUACUUGCAUCAGUCAAGACUUAAAACAGAGGAUCAACUGUACAAAGUUCGAAAACGCGGCAUAUCCUGGAGAAGAUAUUGAAAUGGGAGUUGGUCAAAUUGAUUGCAAAGGGAAGGGAUGCGCUGUGAAGCUGGGGUCUAUUGCUCUGUAUCAAGGCAUUUUCUUUCCUAUUCUAAGCAUAAAGGCAUUAAAGAUCGAAAAAGACAUGUAUCAAAGAGAUACGUUGAAAAAAUGGAACAUGGUGGAGAAGUAUUUUACGGUGCAAGAUUUGUCGACGGAUGAUAUUGAGAAUAUCGUGAAAUGUGGUAGGCUUAUUGAAUUCUGCUAAAUUAUCUAAUGAAAGUGAAACAAAAGGACAGUAUCCAGUAAACAGAAAUACAUGAACGUGUCUAUCCGAUCUAAGAGUACGAAUCACCUUAAAUUCCAAAAGUCAUUUAUUACCAGUCCUAUCAGAAGCAAUACAAAGGUGUGUGUAAACUGAGAAUUUUUAUAGGAACAGAAUAAUGUCAUUUGAUUUUCAACUCUUUCCAAUUCACGGGGUAUUUCGUCAAUAUCGGAAUCCGUUCUACUGUUGUAUAGAAACAUUGAACCUUCUUAUAAAACAUUGUUUAACAUUAUUAUCCAUUGUUUAUUCAUUCUACAUUUCUUUGUGUUGUUUAUGUGCUGUGCAUCUGAAGAUGAACACACCUCUAUCAAUCUACGGAUUAUUCUCAUCUCCAUGUACUAUUCUGUGGUUGUUUAUAUUAUUAGUGAAUCCAGAGGGGACUACUAGUUUACACUCUGUCCGUCCGUCCGUCCGUCCGUCUGGUUCACUAUAGUAUCUUUACAGGUCUAGUAUAAGUUACGUUACAGUGGAGUUAUUUUUACGAAAAUUUAAGUGACUUUUGUCGAAAAUUGUUUUUCAGACUUGUUUUCCUCUAUGCUUAAACAUAGGAAUCUUAAAUUUCAUAUGUGGGUAUAAACACAGAAGAGAUCUAGACACCAUAUAGCGACAGAGACGUUGGUAGAAUAAAGCGGUGACUGUUGAAGACGCUAGGUUGAAGUGAAAUUGCCGAUCUUUAUAUGCUUCAUUGUUCAGAAUACUGGAGGUGAGGUUUUUCCUAACACAGCAAUAUAACUCAAGGCUGUGGAUACGAAUGAAGCAUUGUUUGAUGCUUCAAUAAAGUCAUCUUCUUUUGCAGAUGAUCGUUGACAUGUUUUGAAUAUUAAAAUUAAAGAAAAUGCAAAAAGUGCUAUCAUUUAAAACCGGACAUGGUCCCGGCAAUAUCUAUAGAUUUAUAAAAUUUUAUUUCCCUUUAUUUCUUAUUAUAGAUUUAUCUAUUUCUAUUAUGCAUAAACGUUUUAACGUAAUAUUAUUCACAAAGAAUAUUACGCAAACGACUUGAGGCAGUAGAUGACAUGUAUUGCUAUGCAAUAGUACAGAAUGAUUGUCUUAUUUGUCAUAAUAUUGUAUUCUAUAUUUCAAAGACUUCAUGUAUAUGCAUUUUGCUGGGUUUUUAAAAAAAAUAUGUAUUCUUUAUAAUUUUGAUAUGUUUUUCAUUUUUAUGAUUGUUUUAUUGUUCAAAGUUUUUUGACAGUUUGUUGUGGUAUUUCAGAUGUUAUAAUCAGAGGUAUUCUCUUUUCUCUUGUUAUUUCCACAGAAUGAUCUUAAAAUAUUGAUGAAUUGUUAAAAUAAAAGAGUAUAAUUAUA